Messenger RNA from Athalia rosae (coleseed sawfly), 1554 nucleotides. RefSeq names its product protein muscleblind. Gene Ontology annotation, molecular function: metal ion binding. NCBI's taxonomy places the organism in Eukaryota, Metazoa, Arthropoda, Insecta, Hymenoptera, Athaliidae. The transcript is spliced from 10 exons. Bases 151 to 1362 code for a protein of 403 amino acids. The record is from RefSeq and is a predicted model, not a curated record.
AAUCUACACAAAAAAAGAAAAAGUAUAUACAGAUACAUAUAUAAAACGAAAGAAACGGGAUAUUAACUGUUGCGUAAAAAAAAGUUGAUUAAACUAAUCAAAAAAAAUAAAUAAAUAAAUAAAGGAGUGAACAACGAAAACGACAACGAGAUGGCGAUGGUUAAUAUGGGUAACCUAUUGAAUGGAAAAGAUUCGAGGUGGUUACAAUUGGAAGUGUGCAGAGAGUUUCAACGCAACAAAUGUACGAGACCUGACACGGAGUGUAAAUUUGCACACCCACCUGCCAACGUAGAAGUACAGAAUGGAAGAGUGACCGCAUGCUACGACAGCAUCAAGGGUCGAUGUAACAGAGAGAAGCCGCCAUGCAAGUACUUUCACCCUCCUCAUCAUCUGAAAGAUCAAUUAUUGGUCAACGGUCGUAACCAUCUCGCCCUGAAGAACGCUCUUAUGGCACAGAUGGGCUUAACACCAGGGCAAGCAUUAGUAUCAGGCCAGGUGCCCACUGUGGAGGUGCCACCUCCUUCACCACACCAUCAUCAUCUCCAACAGCAAAUCCAGCAACAGCUCCUCGCUACCCACGCCUUUAUGGCGACGAAUCCGUACUUGACCGGUAUGCCGCAGGUCGGCAGUACAUACAGUCCAUAUUUCGCGCCUGGCCCAAUAAUGCCAGCUAUAAUGGGACCGGCCGAUCCAACGGGAGUUGGAAGUCCACUAGGAGUAGUACCCCAGACGGUAGCGGUACCGCAAAAAAUGCCACGCAGCGAUCGACUCGAGGUAUGUCGUGAGUUCCAGCGCGGGGCGUGCAAACGCGGCGAGACGGAGUGCCGGUUUGCGCACCCCCUGGAGACGGUGCAGGCGAACGAGGACGGCUCUGUGACGGUCUGCAUGGACGCAGUCAAGGGCCGAUGCAAUCGAGACCCCUGCCGCUAUUUCCAUCCCCCUCUGCACCUUCAAGCCCACAUUAAGGCCGCACAAUCUCGGGCUAGCAUUGCGACGGCGACGGUACAGACGAAUGUACCGGGAAUUGGAACCGUCGCAGGGGUCCCAGGAGUGCCAAGUGGACUCCAGAAUGCCGCUGCAGCUGCUGCCGCUAAUAUGGCUGCUGUCGAACUCGGCAAGAAACGGAUGCGCGAUCCCAAUGACGACCUGCUCAUGAUGGACAUGAAAUCUGUCGGGUCUUUCUACUACGAGAACUUUGCCUUCCCCGGAAUGGUACCGUACAAACGACCGGCCGGCGACAAAUCUGGCAUGCCAGUUUACCAGCCAAGCGGUGCGACGACCUAUCAACAACUGAUGCAGCUUCAGCAGCCAUUCGUGCCCGUGUCAUUUACUGGACACCCUCCCGGUGUGCCAAGAUUUUAAUCGGCAGUUGUGCAAUCGACCCGCCUGCAAGUUCAUCCAUCUCCAUGACGGAAGCGUGGAGGUGAUCGAGAACCGAGUGACGGUGUGCAGAGACGCUGCAAAGGGUGCCUGCGUUCGUCCCCAGUGUAAAUACUACCACAUACCCGUAUCUCUGCCACCCGCGCCGCUCAUGGCCCUCACCGCAUCCGUUCC